Molecule: messenger RNA, 1767 nt
Organism: Patiria miniata (bat star)
Lineage: Eukaryota; Metazoa; Echinodermata; Asteroidea; Valvatida; Asterinidae
Exons: 3
Coding region: 163-855 (230 amino acids)
Source: RefSeq, a predicted model, not a curated record
UGUUGCAUGCUUCGUACGUUCUGUACUAAAAUAAUCGGCAGAUGUGAUCGAUGUGGCGGCUAUUAAUUUGCAUAUUUAAAAUCGAUGCGCUUAUAUAGUUGAAAAUGAAGCGUGUCAUCACGAGUAAUGACUGAAUGAGUCGAUUCCGUGGAAAGAAGAAACAUGCAACUAAUGGCGUUAUCUCGAAUCAUUUGUGGGUGUCUUCUGUUGUUGUUUGUGGGAUUAAUCUGGAUACCAAUUUUGUUCGUCCACAAUUCUGAAAAUGACGUGGACAUCACAGUGCUGGCUGCUGACGUAGUUGAUAUACGAACACUUUCAACACCAGGGGAAGGAAACUACAAUCUGGAGCGUUCUGGGAAGAUCUCAAAGAUCCUGAAAACAUUACACGAAAUAAAGGACAAAGGUAUCAUCACCACAGACAUUAUAGCAACAAACACACUUGAGACAGACCAGCCUAUGAAUGUGGUGGAUGUAUCAACUACGUGGUUAAAUGAGGAGUGGUCAGCACGCGACUCAGAUGUUCAGCAUAUCGUUACAGCCAGGAGUAACCAGAGUAAUGCCGAGUGGAUCGAGCAGGUUAGCUACACCAUGCUAAGCACGCACAAUGGGACCACAACAAGCACCUGCAACCAAAUGGCAUACCUUCGCAAAACAACCUUUCGCUGGAUCAAAGUAUUGUGUGAAGUGUUAAAAAGACAACCACCUGUUGUCAGAGUGGGUCUCCUGGCUAUGGUGGUGUUAACUAGUUUAAUUCUUACCAUCAUUGGUUAUAAGUUGAUGUGUCCUGGAGUGCACCACAGGGAAGGAAUAGAGAGACAUUACGACAUGGAGGAUAGUUGGCUUAUGUUUGCCUAACAUGAGUAAUUCAAACAGCUACCAAACCUGCAGGAAGAUUCAAUUAAUACUCUCAUUCCUCUCCUUUAUGUGGUAAAUAGUCGUUCAUACAUACAUGUGUUAACUUACAAUCCAUGUUUAAAUGAUCCACUUCUUAGUACUUAUUACAUGACAGUUGAGACUUGGACAUUAAAUUGGUGCGUGACAUUCAAAACCAUUGUCAACAUUUUCCUACCACCACCCUUUCCUAAUCAUUCGCACAACGAUUGUAGGUAGACCAAAUUACAAUGCAAUUAUAUAUCCACUGUGAAAUUGACACAACCAUAUGAAGCCACUUCUCCUCUGCUCUCUGACAUCAUUGUCAUAAUCAUGCUCAAGGUUUGACUCUGCUGUCCAAAUAACCAAGCUAAUAUAGUUGUCUUUAGCGUUACACGCAUUUGAAAAUGUUGCUAUUUGAGAAUAUUGGUAUAAAUAGAACAAAAUUCAGUGGAAAUGGAUAGACCAAAAGGCAAACAUGUUCAGUUUUAAUCCUUUAUAGUUUAUUACACUUAUAACACAUGAUCAAACUAAUUUAAUGCGGAUAAUAAUCCAUUAAUAAUUAUUUAAAUACAGAAAGGCUAGGACCAAGCUUUGUUCUUUCAAACUUUCCAUAGUCAUAGCAAAGGUGAUUUGUGACAUCAGAAUUUGAAGUGUUUUAUUAAAAUAAAUAAACAAAAAUCUUGGUGGUGUGUAUGGCUUACAGUCAUUCAAUAACUCCUGCCUAGGCUAAGGCAAGGAUUCCAAUAAUUGAACACACACAAUGACACUACAAAUGAUAUCAUUUCACAGUAUUACACUUACUAAAAACAAAAACACUUUCUUCUUGUCUUCUUGAAUAAAGGUGGAUAUGGGGAGGGGGUGGGGGCGCAACAGGGACCACACCCCCCCCCCCCC